AGGUUCGGUUGCCGUCCGCCCGGGGGUGGGGCGGCGCACCCGGACGCCGGGAGGGGGCGGCGCCGGAGCCGCCUUCCAACGAGGCGCCUCAGGGCCCGGCUCGGGAGCGAGAGGCCCUUCACGCCCCGGCCCCGUGAAGGGCUGGGCUCGCUCGGGAGCUCGGCGCCGCCGCACUCGGUGCAGGAUCGCCCGGGAUCUCCGUUCAAAUUACUGGAGGUCAGAUCUAAGCGGCAACAUGGACUCACUGGAGGAGACUGGAGGUUCCUCAACAGAGGAAACUGGAAAUUCCUUAACUGAGAACUACUUUGUAAAUUACACUUUCACUGACCGUUCUCAUUCAGGCCGUGUGGCCCAAGGAAUUAUGAAGUUGUGCUUAGAGGAUGAGCUCUUUGCAGAUGUCACCAUCUCUGUAGAAGGCAAAGAAUUCCAACUGCACCGGCUAGUUCUCUCAGCUCAGAGCUGCUUCUUUCGUUCUAUGUUCACUUCCAAUCUGAAGGAGGCACAUAACCGGGUGAUUGAGUUACAAGAUGUUAGUGAGAGUGUCUUUCAGCUCCUUGUGGACUACAUUUAUUAUGGAACUGUAAAGUUGAGGGCAGAAGAUUUGCAGGAGACUUACGAAGUAGCAGAUAUGUACCAACUAACCGCCCUCUUUGAGGAAUGCUCCCGUUUCUUGGCUCGAACAGUGCAAGUGAAAAACUGUUUGCAAAUUAUGUGGUUGGCUGAUCAGCACAGUGAUGUGGAGCUCUAUACGGCUGCCAAGCACUGUGCCAAGUCAUACUUAUCACAACUUCAAGAAACUGAGGAGUUUCUGCACCUUCCUCUCCGUCUCCUGACAGAUAUUGUCUCAGAUGGGGUUCCAUGUUCACAGAAUCCAGCAGCUGCCAUAGAAACCUGGAUUGGCUUCAAUAAAGAAGAGCGUGCAGGUUUCUCAGAGAUACUGCGAUCAAGUUUAAAGGAAAUUGGAGAGAACGUUCAUAUCUACCUGAUUGGAAAGGAGUCAUCCCGUACACAUUCCCUUGCUGUCUCACUGCAUUGUGCAGAUGACGACUCCAUCAGUGUUAGUGGUCAGAACAGUUUGUGUCACCAAAUCACUGCAGCUUGCAAGCAUGGUAGUGACCUCUAUGUUGUUGGAGGGUCCAUUCCACGGCGCAUGUGGAAAUGCAACAACACCACGAUAGACUGGGAAUGGUGUGCCCCCCUGCCCCGCGACAGGCUACAACACACUCUGGUUUCUGUGCCCAGCAAGGAUGCGAUCUAUUCACUGGGGGGCAAGACACUGCAGGACAUCCUCUCAAAUGCCAUCAUAUACUACAGAGUAAGAGACAAUGUAUGGACAGAGACUAGCCAGCUGGAAGUUGCAGUGUCUGGGGCUACAGGUGUAAAUCUCAAUGGUGUCAUUUAUUUGUUAGGCGGGGAGGAGAAUGACCUUGAUUUCUUUACCAAGCCCUCUCGGCUUAUCCAGUGUUACGAUACCAAUACAGAGAAGUGUCAUGUAAAGCCUUACGUGUUACCCUUUGCAGGCCGCAUGCAUGCUGCUGUGCACAAGGACCUGGUGUUCAUUGUAGCAGAGGGGGAUUCGCUGCUGUGCUAUAACCCUCUGUUGGAUAGCUUCACGCGGCUCUGCUUGCCAGAUGCCUGGAGCUCAGUACCAUCUCUUUGGAAAAUUGCUAGUUGUAAUGGCAACAUCUACAUCUUCCGGGAUCGUUACAAAAAGGGAGAUGCCAACACCUUCAAACUCAAUCCAGCCACUUCUGUGGUGACUGUCACCAGUGGCCUCAAGGUGCUACUCACCAAUUUGCAGUUUGUGUUGGCAUGAAGGAAGAAAGGUGCAGUGCCAGAACAACGAAGACAUUCCUUUAAACAGCUCAGACAUGUAUAGACCCCAUAGCUCCAGCUCCUUGAGAAAGAUCACAAUACUUUAGAGAGUUCCCUGCCCCACCUUCCAACUCCUGCUCACAAGCAGCAGCAUUGUAGCCACACAUAGGCGGCAUCCGCAUUCUGUCUGGAUUACUGCUGUCACUGUGGUCCCCUGCUGGUCAGCUUGUUAUGUCUCAGAACCCCACAGCUAAGAGGCUUCUUGGGCCUAAACCCUUUACCAACAAUAGAUGAAGUAUUUAUACUGUCUUAUGUUGCAGGCUAUCUAGUGCAGCAAUCUGUCAAGGUACAAAACAUUCCCUAGAGCUGCAGCUAGCAGAUAAAAGUGAAGGCUCCCUCCUUUAUCAGGGCUACGAAGGACAAAUCUAGCAAGAGGUACUGAAAGUAACAUUAGCAAUGCAUUGGAUAUGAUUGAACUAGGAAUAAAGGAGGCAGCUAUCCCCGACUGUGUUACUACCUGGCAAAAAAUGGAAAGCUUGGACCCUUGCCCUCAUUUAGAGGGCUCAUGCUGGGACAUACGGGGGGGAAAGACCAUGUUAAAAGAGGAGAAUCAUGUCAAACCUAUUUGUUGAUACUGUAAGAUCCUUGGGGUGCAAGUCUCAAUAAAGGCCUUCCGGAACA
Podarcis muralis (Common wall lizard) is the source of this 2496-nucleotide messenger RNA. It is a transcript of the gene KBTBD4, whose product is annotated as kelch repeat and BTB domain containing 4. Gene Ontology annotation, molecular function: protein binding. Lineage: Eukaryota; Metazoa; Chordata; Lepidosauria; Squamata; Lacertidae. The record is from RefSeq and is a predicted model, not a curated record.